Molecule: messenger RNA, 731 nt
Organism: Drosophila sechellia
Lineage: Eukaryota; Metazoa; Arthropoda; Insecta; Diptera; Drosophilidae
Exons: 1
Coding region: 397-711 (104 amino acids)
Source: RefSeq, a predicted model, not a curated record
UUCGAAACUCGCUGCGCGAAAUGGAGAAUAAUAAUUGUGCUCCGCCAUAUAUUUGCUCCAUACAAAGAAAAAAAAGCUUUAUUAUCUUUAAUCAUUUAAUGUAAUGAGUGCGCUCUCAAGCUGUUUAGUCAGUUUAUUAAAAGCUUGCAGGGUUGGUGGUGGUAUGACGGAAAACGUAGAUUCAUAACAAUUUAAUGCGGAUGAGGUGGAUCCCCCAGCUUGGCUAAAUGCGGAGUUUAUCGAGCGCGCUCUAAGAGCCUAUGAAAAGGAUCCUGAAUUGCAUGUAACUGAUUUGAAAAUUAGUCCUGCGACUCUGCAGGGAGAUCAUUAUGCCAGCAUCAUGUUCCGAGCUGUUUCCCAUUACUCCACCGCCAAGGGGAAUUUCUCCAAGGCACAAUGCCGGAACAGGAAGGACCCAAAAAGGAUAUGCUGUCAAAUUCGCCGAUCUUCAAAACGGAGAUCCUUAUGUACAGCAAAGCUCUUCCAGAGCUCGAGAGAAUCCUCCGGGAGGCAGGGGAUACUACCAAUCUUUAUGUGCCUUACAUCUAUCACAGCUUGGAGCCUCAUCAGGUGAUGAUAUUCGAGGAUCUGGUGCCACAGGGGUACACCGUCAUCCGAGAUCGCUUUGUCAACAAAGAGGAACUUAAGAAUGCCUACUUCAAAUGCCUACUUCAAGCGGAUGAGUGUAGUCAUGGAAGAAUACCGCACUAAUCCGAAGCCAAAUAGGUACU